AUGGACAAUUUGAGUAGUGAGAAAGGGGAGUAUGAAAAUUGGUUCCAUUCGGCAUCUUUUCUGAACUUUUAG
This is a messenger RNA of Caenorhabditis briggsae, 72 nucleotides long. NCBI's taxonomy places the organism in Eukaryota, Metazoa, Nematoda, Chromadorea, Rhabditida, Rhabditidae. The record is from RefSeq and is a predicted model, not a curated record. The coding region runs from base 1 to 72 and encodes 23 amino acids. The transcript has a single exon.